AUGAAGUUUUUUCUAUUUUUAUCGCUCGAAAAUGUUUUUGCUGAACAAACUUGUCAACCGAACGCGAGCUAUAGAGACUGCGGAACUGCCUGCCCAAGAAUUUGCAAGCAAGAGAAUGUGGAUCUCUGUGCUGCUGUCUGUGUUUCCGGGUGUUUUUGUGACGAUGGCUACAUACUCAACACCCGCGACGGCUUCUGCAUCCCCGAGUCAAUCUGUCUCGAUUCCUGUCCACCCGGUCAGGUGCUCCAGCAAAACUGUUGUACGACUCCGGAGAUCUGUGUUUGCGAAGAAGACAAGCUUUGGAAUAACGCUACUCAGACUUGUGUUUCUUCAGAUGAGUGUACCGACCCGCCCCGAAGCGCGAAUACUCCUACAGUAGAAACAACAACAGAAAGAAAUAAAAGCUUUGAUACAGAACUAUCACUUCUUCCACUUCUGAUUAUGUUUUUCUUUGUAAGAUAA
Messenger RNA from Oikopleura dioica, 462 nucleotides. The record is from the annotation of a GenBank genome assembly. NCBI's taxonomy places the organism in Eukaryota, Metazoa, Chordata, Appendicularia, Copelata, Oikopleuridae.